AUGUUCCUCCAUGAGCGUGGAGCUUAUAAUACUCUCUACUUUACCUUUUAUUUUGGUUCUCUCAUGGUUGGGCCGAUUGUUGCAGGCCCAAUGGCUCAGCAUAUUGGCUGGCGAAGCUUCUUUUGGCUUAAUGUUGGACUUUUGGGACUGUCCCUUCUUCUCUUGAUAUUUCUCUUCCCUGAGACUAAGUGGCAUCGAGUACAUUCCGACGAGAUACGCAAUGGGGAACAAGAUGAUACAACGACAGAAACAAAGAUUCGGGAUGGCGCUGACCAUGAGAAGCCCAUAGAGGUCGUUCAGAAGGAGAACAUGGAGCCGGAAAAUGAUGCGCUUCACGAUCAGUAUUUGCAUUGCGGAUCUCCCUCUAAAGGGCAGUUCAAACUAUGGCAAUGGGAGACUAUCAGCAUGAAAGAUGUUCUCAUCAGUUUUUGGCUCCCUUGGAAGCUACUUGCGUUCCCCAUCGUCGAGCUUUCGGCCUUUGUGGUUUCUUGGUCUGCUAGCUGCUUCUUAACAUUGAAUUUGACGCAAAGUCAAGCUUUCGCUGAGCCUCCUUAUAAUCUCGACAGUCAGACAAUUGGUUUCUUCAACUUCGCGAUUCUUAUCGGCACAUUUAUCGGCUUGGCUACUAAUGGACCUCUUUCAGACUGGGUUUCGAUGCAAGCAACUAGGAAGAAUAAAGGCAUUCGAGAGCCUGAGAUGCGACUUCCAACCAUGAUCAUCUAUGUGGCGAUCAUGAUUAUAGGUAACUUUGUUGUGGCUUUUGGCUACCAGUAUAAAUGGGACUGGAGAGCAAUUGUGAUCAUCGGAUAUACUGCAGCUGGUAUCCAAGUCGCUGCAAUUCCUGCGAUUGUCAGUACUUAUGCGGUCGACAGCUACAAGCCUGUUGCUGGCUCAAUCUUUGUGGCAAUCACAGUUAACAAGAAUGUUUGGGGUUAUGGCUUCAGCAAGUUUAUCACCCCUUGGGUUGCAGAAAGCGGAUUUGUUAAACCAAUCAUGUUAAAUAUGAGCUUGGCAACACUGUGGUGUCUCUUCGCGAUUGUGUUUUAUUUUUACGGGAAGAGAUUCAGGCGAUGGACAGCCAAAUCUUGGGUUCAUAAGAUGUAG
Molecule: messenger RNA, 1104 nt
Organism: Penicillium angulare
Lineage: Eukaryota; Fungi; Ascomycota; Eurotiomycetes; Eurotiales; Aspergillaceae
Exons: 2
Coding region: 1-1104 (367 amino acids)
Biological process (GO): transmembrane transport
Molecular function (GO): transmembrane transporter activity
Source: RefSeq, a predicted model, not a curated record